Molecule: messenger RNA, 1374 nt
Organism: Closterium sp. NIES-65
Lineage: Eukaryota; Viridiplantae; Streptophyta; Zygnematophyceae; Desmidiales; Closteriaceae
Source: the annotation of a GenBank genome assembly
AUGAACAAAAGAACGUCCCUUACGUUUCUUACCAUCGCAGUAUCUCUUACCCUAUGCUUCGCGGACCUCUGCCCGAAGUUCGAAUGCGGCGAGGGUACGUUUCGGCGAGGCAAGUUCAUUGACGUCACAGCAGCAGAUCGUACGGAGGGCUCCACACGCUUCCUGGUCGAGGCGUUCUUCACGGCGACGCAGAUGUACAACUACCUCGAGUUCAAUGUAACGGGAGAUGAAACGCUCGCGCACCCCGAGGUCGAGUGUCAUCGCUACUGCUCCGCGUACAACGCGCAACUUCGUAACAAGGUCCCCGAGCUGGAGGCGAAAUACUGGAUGUUCGAACAAACGUGCGAAGAGGGCAACGGAGGGAUCUGCACGUGCUUCAACGCGGACGCGUGCGUGGACGAGUGGAGCUUCAGCCCCGCGUGGAUGGAGCCUGCGGAGGGCCUGGGCACGGACCGCGUCGAGCCGGCUUCCAACUGGACCGUUGGAUCGCUCUGCACCGCCAACGAAAAGGGAGACCCGCAUUUCACAGGCGCCGACGGCUCGCAUUUCGACUUCAGCGGCCGGCCCAAUCGCAAUUACGCGCUAAUAUCCGACGCCCACGUCCAGGUCAACGCGUUCUUCGGCGGGCGCUACGGCGUUUGGGCCAAUCACGCGAAGGCGCUGACGUGGAUUAGAUCUCUCGCCGUCAUGACCGGCCACCACCUCCUCAUCUUAGACGCACGCCGCGGCGCCUCUGCGGAAUACGGCGACGGCUACUUAGCUCGUAUGGUAGUUGACGGCAGAGUUAGGGAGUUAGACACCCCUGGAACUAGCGUCCAUCUUUGGCCGGGAGCGGAGCUAGCGUGGGUUGUGGGGGGGAAGCGAGACGGGAACGAUCUGAUCGACGUGUACGAACUGAGAGUGGCGAAUGUGGUAACCCUUCGCGUCACGCUACGACCGGAAAUCGCGGCGAUGCGCACGGCGACGGAUGGGACAGUGCACAUGUCGAUCGGCGUGGAUUGGGCGAGCCUUUCGCCCUCCGUGCACGGCGUGUUGGGGCAGACGUUCCGACCUGACUUCAUCGGACGGCUAGCCCAGCAGCAGCUAGUGCACAGCGAUGUAUUACACGAGGACGUGGUGCCAGGGGACAACGCGGAGGGCUUCAUAGACGGCACGGUCAAGGACUACCAGGUGUCAGCACUCAGCAAGGCGGACUGCCGCUUCUGCCGCUUCGCCCGCGCACAACUGGUAGAUGAGGAGAUGGCACGGGCGCUCGAGCUGACGGGAGGGUUCUUGCACGCAGGUGUAGGGGUGGUGGGCGGUGGUGGGUACGGCAUGAAAUUGCGAGGCGGGCCAUUCUCUUCAGGGGAGGCUCUGUUGAUGGAUGCGGAGUGA